Messenger RNA from Corvus hawaiiensis (hawaiian crow), 979 nucleotides. RefSeq names its product insulin like 5 (gene INSL5). NCBI's taxonomy places the organism in Eukaryota, Metazoa, Chordata, Aves, Passeriformes, Corvidae. The record is from RefSeq and is a predicted model, not a curated record. Gene Ontology annotation, cellular component: extracellular region. The coding region runs from base 548 to 958 and encodes 136 amino acids. The transcript is spliced from 2 exons. Gene Ontology annotation, molecular function: hormone activity.
CAGUGCCUGGUACUGGCAAGGUUUUCCCCACAAGCAUCCACAGUCACCAGCAAACAAGGUGGGGGAAUGAGGAGGUGCACACAUCACGGGAAGGAGUUAGCUCCCUUUUUCUUUGGGAUCAUCAACACAAAGACCCCAGUCAGGACUGGGCAUCAGGCUGUGCAACACACCAGUGUGGGGCACACAGACACCAAACCCAUUAAGCACAAAUCACGUCAUAAACACCCUUUUGUUCUGGCAGCACACACAUUAACUGCAUCCACCUAAGCCAUACCCCAUAAACAUGCUACACCUCAGGUGUUCCCAGUAAAGCAGCUACGUAGACCUAAGAAGUCUUUAAUACCUGACUGAGAUCCCAAAGCACUUCAAGCAUGACCAGAAACAAGCAGUUUAUUUGUUUUUAGCAAACAUUAAGUCACCCUCAGAGUGAGCCGUUACUCAGCGGAGUGGAUGGACCGUCAGUAUAAAUGGGAAGGUUCCAGCAGAAUUCCCCACUCACUGCCUUCUGCCCUGCCCACACCCAGCUGGGAAGCACCACGCUGGCAGCAUGAGGGGCACGGUGCUGGCACUGGCUUGCCUCGUUCUCCUGCUCCUGGCACAGGAAGGAAAAGGGGAAGGGAACACAGUGAAGCUCUGCGGGAGAGACUUCAUCAGAGCCGUGGUCUUCACGUGCGGCGGCUCGCGCUGGAAGAGGCACCUCACUGAGCACCACAACCUGGGGGAGAGUGAAAACCCCCAGCAUUUCCCACACGAGGACAAGGGUGACGCCGACUUCUCAUCACACCCAGAGCAGAGGCUGGGGAUCCACAGCCAAGAACCCCAGGAUGUCAAACCUGAGCAAGACUUGCAAAACACCAGCAAAGUUUCUGUGCUAAACAAGCGUGAGGCAGUCAAGCUGCUCACCACAUCCUGCUGCAACGUGGGCUGCAGCAGGAGAGAGAUCAGCUCCCUGUGCUGAGAUGCAACAGCUCGGUGUCAC